Messenger RNA from Rhodotorula toruloides NP11, 1041 nucleotides. Its product is annotated as Apa2p. The record is from RefSeq and is a predicted model, not a curated record. Gene Ontology annotation, biological process: nucleotide metabolic process. Gene Ontology annotation, molecular function: ATP:ADP adenylyltransferase activity; ATP binding. The transcript is spliced from 6 exons. The coding region runs from base 1 to 1041 and encodes 346 amino acids. Lineage: Eukaryota; Fungi; Basidiomycota; Microbotryomycetes; Sporidiobolales; Sporidiobolaceae.
AUGGCUACACAACCCUUCGCCGGCCUGGCGCCGAAGAUCAAGGCCCAGUACGCUGCUGCGCUCAAGGCUGGCACAUUAUUGUUCACCGAGAGCGAGGUGGUCGAGUUGGACGAUGAGCGAACUGGGAUCCCGUUUGAAGUCCGCUUCGCACCGGCACUCGCAAAGAAGCCAACGGACCAGGGCAAGGGCGAGCAGAAGGGCGAACGGCGAGACGCUCCUCCGGACCCGUUCGCUCCGCCGUACCAGCAGGACUUGUACGUGGCCGAAGACGUCGUCAAGGAGGACGAGCACGAUGCGGGCGAGGGCUUUGUGGUGUUGCUCAACAAGUUCUGCGUAACGCCCCGGCAUUUCCUCCUCGUCACAAAGGAGUUUGUCAAGCAGACGACGCCGCUCUCGCCCGUCGAGAUCUACACAGCGUGGUCCAUCCUCAAGCAGCUGAGCUCUCGGGAGAAGCACCUCGCCUUCUUCAACUGCGGCGCGGACAGCGGAGCCUCCCAACCGCACAAGCACCUCCAGUUCAUCCCGCUGUCGAAUGGUGUGGCCCCGUUCGACUCCUUCAUUGACGAGCACAAGCCGAAGAACGAGAAAUCGUGCUUCCAACUACCCCUCCCUUACGCCAACUUCACUGCCCUCCUCGACGUCCCCUCAGAUCCCAGCGAAGCACCUGCCUACCUCGGUCACCGCUUCCUGGAGCUCCUCGACCUCAUGAUCGACCACCGGCGGCGACUCGCGGAGGAAGACCCCUCGCUGGCGAGCGGUCCAGUCCGGCUGUCCGAACUCUCCUACAACGUCGUCAUGACCGCCUCGUACAUCCACCUCGUCCCUCGGAGACGGGAAAAGUUCACGACGUCGACGGGACGGGCGAUCUCGAUCAACUCGCUCGGCUUUGCGGGCAUGAUCCUGGUCAAGGAGCAGGAGGCGCUGGACGAGGUCAAGGAGGUCGGCGUGCUGAAGGUGCUGGAGAAUGUUGCGUUCAGGCCAGUGGAGCUCGGAGAUACCCAUGCGGCGGACGCUAUCGUCGCGUGCGGUGGGUUGGCGUGA